AUGAUGCUGGGUGCGUGUGUGUAUGUAUGUAUGUAUGUGUGUGUGUUGUGUACUUGUGUGCAUGCCUUGUUGCCGCCGUCUUUUUUGCAUUGUUAUUACUAUUACUAUUAUUCUUGUGGAAGUAGGGGAAAAGUAAUUCACGCUGUGGCUGGAGCAAAAGGAAAAAAAAAAGGGUGGGAAAAAAAGAAUAAACAAAAGAUAAAUUGUUACCAGCAGCAACAGGGUGGGAAGAAAAAGGGGGGAGCCUCACGUACACGUGCACGGACAUUGUAUUGCAUUGCAGCAGAAGGCGUUUUUUCAUUUAUGGGCGCCUGGAUCUCUCAGAUAAAGGCCGCGUUGGGCUUUUUACCAGCUGACAAAAAAAUCCGUGUACUUAUUUUAGGCCUCGACAAUGCGGGGAAGACGUCUAUUUUGUACCGUCUGCAGUUGGGCAAUGUCGUGUCCACUGUUCCUACAGUGGGGUUUAACCUGGAGACGAUGAAUUACAAGAACAUAUCGUUUGAGGUGUGGGAUUUGGGCGGUCAGGCGAACAUUCGGCCUUUUUGGCGCUGUUACUUCACUGACACGGAUGCCAUUAUUUACGUUGUGGAUAGUAGUGACAAGGAUCGCAUGGGGGUCGCUAAGCACGAGUUGUACAACCUUCUAGACGAGGACGAGCUGCGAGAAAGUCUACUGCUUAUAUUUGCCAACAAGCAGGACGCGAUGGGUGCGGCGAGCGAGACUGAGGUUGCGCAGCUGCUCGGGGUCGCAUCGUUGACGAAUCGCACCUGGACAAUUGUGAGGAGCAGCGCAAAGACCGGUGAGGGACUCAUUGAGGGGAUGGAUUGGCUCUGUGACAAGCUUCGCGAGCGAGGCACCGUCAGCAGCACCUCGUAG
Molecule: messenger RNA, 876 nt
Organism: Trypanosoma cruzi
Lineage: Eukaryota; Euglenozoa; Kinetoplastea; Trypanosomatida; Trypanosomatidae
Product: ADP-ribosylation factor, putative
Exons: 1
Coding region: 1-876 (291 amino acids)
Biological process (GO): intracellular protein transport; vesicle-mediated transport
Cellular component (GO): Golgi apparatus; cytoplasm
Molecular function (GO): GTPase activity; GTP binding
Source: RefSeq, a predicted model, not a curated record